AUGAACGUUGGACAGUUGCUGAGUCGCUUUAGCGGACAGUGGAAGCUUUUGGUCCUAUCGCUGUCCUCCGGAGUUUCUGGUGCCCAUCGAGCGCUGGAAGUUUUCAGACGGCAGCAAAGGGCCAACCCCGAGAGAUCACUGUCUGACUUCAUCGAAACACUCUGCCGAGACGAAGUUACCUGCCCAGGGAAGAAUGGGCAGACCCUUACCGUUAAACCCCUGGUGUGGCUCUUUCCAGGGCUGUUCAAGCAAAACUUGCUGACAUUCAUCUACCUGAGCCAGUCGCGGUUGCCCAAAGCCACUAUACUCCGUCUAGUCCAGUGUCUUGGUCAGGAGCCCUGUCCAAGUCCCUGGGUCACCGUAUGGAAGAAGCAACUGGAAAGAAACAUGGGCUCCUCGGUGGAAGAACCCCUUUACAGCUCAGUGUGCGCUCAGCGACUAGCAGCAUUGUCACGGCAAAUGGGUGGCGAGACCGGAGGGUGGUCAGAGUGCUCGGUGGUUCAGGUGGAAGAAACCAACACAUACUUGUCAGAAUUGGGAGCACAGAUAAAAAGGAAGGGACAUUUUGAUGUUUGUAAUGAUAGUGAACAAAUUCAGCAGCAGAACAAGAAAUUGAAGAUCGAUGAGAAUAUUGGCAGGCAAGCACUUGAUCACUACCGCGAUCCUCUCCCAGAAAAUAUGAUGACUGCAGAGAAGCUGGAGAUUGAUGCUUCUCGUGAGAUGCCAGCAUGGAAAAACUCCCAAGAUCCUCUGCCUGUACAAAUUGAGACAUCAGAAGAAUUAAAAACGCAAGCGCCAGGAAAGGAAAACACCUGUGAUCUUCUGCCCGAACACAUAAAGGUCUCAGUUCGUCAAAUAAAGGAAUUACUUCAACGUCAGACAGAGUUGGACCACUUCUCGCUUGAUGUAUUUAAAGUGCUGAAUGACUGUAAUGCUACACAAGUGGAAGUACUGUGUUGCGAGCUGAGUUUGUCCGACUUAGCGGAGCACACGCUGCUCCAGCUUUGCAGUACCAUCUUGGCUCUGUCCCCCGACCUCAGCUUCAGUACGGCAGUUACGCUCAUCAAGAGUUUGCUCCUGCAGAAGGUUUUAGCCCUCUCCGAGCCUGCCUCCAGAUGCCUUGUGAGUGCUGUCAUAUCACUUGGCAGCCGCUACACAAGAUCGAUGUGCCACGCUUUAAUUGAACCACUUUUAGAGCAGGAGAACUUGGGGAGUGCACAGGUUGAGCUCCUGAACAAACUAAUAGAAGGCUGUCUGGAUUCCCACUACAGGCUGCUCGUGCUUCAGAUUACCUUGAAAAUAUCGUGGAGUGAGACGCUGCUUUCUUUUAUACAUAGCUUGCUAGAAUCUAAGCCUGACAUGAAUGAAGAACUGUUCACAGAGCUGAUUGAACAUCUGAUUAGCCAAGCUCCUCUUUUCAUCAAAUCCGUCAAAUUUGCAAAAAUGAUGUUGACUGUCCUCACAAAAUAUGCCAGCCUUGUGAGUGCAUCGCAGAAACAUUCCCUGUCCGGUUGCCUGAUGCUGAAUGAGACGUUCCUAAAAAAGUCUCUUCAAGCCAUGUUGAAAAGAAUCCCAAACACAUAA
This is a messenger RNA of Nerophis lumbriciformis (worm pipefish), 1584 nucleotides long. NCBI's taxonomy places the organism in Eukaryota, Metazoa, Chordata, Actinopteri, Syngnathiformes, Syngnathidae. The record is from RefSeq and is a predicted model, not a curated record.